This is a messenger RNA of Rosa rugosa (rugosa rose), 1657 nucleotides long. RefSeq lists its product as uncharacterized. NCBI's taxonomy places the organism in Eukaryota, Viridiplantae, Streptophyta, Magnoliopsida, Rosales, Rosaceae. The coding region runs from base 105 to 1358 and encodes 417 amino acids. The transcript has 13 exons. The record is from RefSeq and is a predicted model, not a curated record.
CUUACUGGAAUUAAUAGCAGGGUUGUUUGGAUAAUUUCCUAACCGCCAAAUUCUGCUGUUAAUGGAUAUCUCUGAACCUGGUUUUUUGAGAAUCUCAAUUUGAGAUGGCACUGAGCUUCUUCUCCUGUUGUGCUUCAAUUGCUCCUCAACAACAUCAAGCAAAACUGAACCUUGGAGCCAACAAAGCCCUUGAAGAGGUAAGGAGCCUCAUAAAAACUGUUGGGGUUCCAUCAGUUGCGUCCUCUCCAGUAAAAUCACUUCAAAAUGGCAACUGGGUCAAGCUCAUAUGCGGCGCGAGCUUCGAGGAUGUAGUUGAUGUAAGGAAUCUCUCCCUAGUUUACACUCUUGCAGGAGUGGAUUGCAUAGACUGUGCAGCAGAUGUGUCGGUGGUGAGCGCGGUAAAUGAGGGGAUUGAUGCAGCAUUGGAGAUUUUCCCUCUUCCAAGGCCUUGGGUGAUGAUCAGUGUGAAUGAUGAUGAGGAUCUUCACUUUCGAAAAGCUGAAUUUGAUCCAGAGGAUUGUCCACUUGACUGUUCAAGGCCUUGUGAGAGAGUAUGUCCUGCUGAUGCAAUAUCCUUUGAGGCUGGAAGAUCAAUUACACAAUUCUCUUAUGCCACCAAAACACCUGCCUUUUUAAAGGCCGGAGUUCUAACUGAGCGCUGCUAUGGCUGUGGCCGCUGCAUUCCAGUCUGCCCAUACGAUAAAAUAAGUGUGAGCACAUACAUAAGAGAUGCUACUGCAACCUCUGAACUUCUCAAAAGAAAUGAUGUUGAUGCUAUAGAGAUUCAUACAAGUGGAAGGCAGAUUGCUCCAUUCAAAGAACUUUGGGAUGGUUUGGGAGAUUCAAUCAAACAUCUCAGACUAGCAGCAGUUAGUUUACCUGAUCUUGGAGAGUCAACCGUAUCAACAAUGAAGGCUAUGUACUCAAUUAUGGAACCGGAUUUAUGUUGCUUCAAUUUAUGGCAGUUGGAUGGCCGCCCCAUGAGCGGAGAUAUUGGUCGAGGUGCCACAAGAGAAUCAAUUGCUUUUGCUCUUCGUUUGGCUGCUAUAAAAGAAAGGCCUCAUGGUUUUCUUCAAUUAGCGGGUGGCACCAAUGCUCACACAGUUGAUGGGUUGAGGAAAGUCGGACUUUUUCAAGCGACAUCCUUGCCAAAGAACCCGAGGGAUGAAAACUCGACAGCUAUGAUUGGUGGUGUUGCUUAUGGUGGCUAUGCACGAAAGAUUGUUGGAAGAAUCCUGAGUUCUAUGCAAUCACAACACGGCAUUACUGGGAUUGAGGAUUAUCCAGAGCAUCUCCUUCAAGCACUUAGAGAGGCCCUAGCUUUAGUUGGAAAACUCAAAUGUUACCGGUCCAUUUAGAUACAUGUGCAGUAGCAUCGUCUUCAGAAACCUGGAGAGAAGUAUGGGAUGCAACUGUUUGAUCAACAUACUUCUAGAUUCUGUACAAGAUUGAUCAACAAACCACAACAUGCUUCUGAGUAUUAUUAAUGUUUUUACAUAUAUUUGGUAGGGUGCGCCAAGCUUUGCUAUAUUGCAACGCAAAGAUGACAAUUGUGAGCCCCAAUAGCAAGCUAUUGUAGUGGGCUCGCCCCUUGAAAAAAUUAAUUUAAUAUCGUGUGAACCAUUGGUUCACAUAUCAGAUAUUAAACUGAUAAGAA